AUGGGCAACAACCUGAGCAUCUACCGAAAUCUGAUACGCCCUGCACUGUUCCUGCUGCCGGCUGAAUCAGCCUAUGACCUCGCCACUGUAGCACUUAGGCUAUCGCCGUUGUGGCGUGUCAUAGGCGCAAUGAACAGUUUCGAGUCGUCAAACAUCCGCACCACGGUGGGGGGAAUCAACAUUAAGAACCCGGUCGGUCUGGCAGCUGGCCUAGAUAAGGACUGCAAGGUUCUUCCGGCACUCUCCUCCCUUGGUUUUGGGUAUGUGACCUGCGGAACCGUCACGCUCCACCCAAGGCCCGGUAAUCCCAAGAAACGACUUAUUAGGGACAGAUCACGGGAAGCGCUCAUAAACUCUAUGGGGUUCCCAAAUAAGGGCCUCGAUUCGGCGGUCGAGCGUAUCAAGCGGGCCCGCCGCAGGUGUUUGGACACUCCAAUUGUCGUGAGCGUCUCGGGUACUGAGAUCGAUGACAUCGUCACAUGCCACCGGCGGCUGGAGCCACUAGUGGACGCGGUUGAGAUCAACAUAAGCUCGCCGAAUACGGAGGGGCUCAGGAUCUUCCAAGAACCCGACGUGUUGGAAACACUCCUCAACACGAUCAAUGCGGGACGCUCUAAGCCUCUCUUUGUGAAGAUGCCUCCUUUCCCCCGGAAGACGAGAAUGCUGCGAACCACUAUCCCCGUGGAGAACCCCCAGCUCGAAGUCGGUUCAGGUGGACUAAGCGGAAAGCCCAUCUAUGAACAGAUGCUGCGAAUGGUUUCCGAGAUGCGGGAGCGUAUAGGGGACAAGGCAGACAUUAACGCCUGCGGUGGGGUCUUCACAGCCAAGGACGCUCGGAGAGUCAUCGAGGCGGGUGCGACGACAAUUCAGAUGUUGACUGGCUUCGUUUACAAUGGGCCGUGUGUUGCACCGCACAUCAAUAAGGCUUUAUCCAACAGUUUGGCCGAAACGCACGGGGUCGGCUCAAUUCACGAACUGGUCGCCAUCAAAACACGCGCCUAG
This is a messenger RNA of Geodia barretti, 1002 nucleotides long. NCBI's taxonomy places the organism in Eukaryota, Metazoa, Porifera, Demospongiae, Tetractinellida, Geodiidae. The record is from the annotation of a GenBank genome assembly.